Camelina sativa (false flax) is the source of this 2403-nucleotide messenger RNA. NCBI's taxonomy places the organism in Eukaryota, Viridiplantae, Streptophyta, Magnoliopsida, Brassicales, Brassicaceae. The record is from RefSeq and is a predicted model, not a curated record.
AUGUUUGGUUCUCGAGCUAAGCACUUGUGUCGUCCAGACCAGAGGAAUGCUCUUUGGGAGUUCAAGAACGAGUUCUAUGUCGAGGAGUCGUUGCAGUACGAGUUGUGGAGGAACAACACUGAUUGCUGUUAUUGGGACGGUAUCUCUUGUGAUCCUAAGACCGGUAAGGUGGUUCUGCUAGACCUCAAGGGCAGUGCUCUCAAUGGCCCUUUGAGAUCUAAUAGUAGUUUGUUUAGACUACAACAUCUUCACAACCUGUAUCUUUCAUACAAUUAUUUUUCGGGUACUCUACCACAUUCCAUCGGCAACCUCAAGUAUUUGAGGGUUUUGAGCCUUCGUGAAUGCAAUCUCUUUGGAAAGAUUCCUUCUUCACUUGGAAAUCUUUCUUACCUCACUGAUCUUGAUCUUUCUUUUAAUAGCUUCUCCGGGGAACUACCAGAUUCGAUGAGCAACCUAAACCGGCUAAGAUAUUUGAAAAUUGUAUCGACCAAGCUCAGUGGCAACUUUCCUCAUGUGCUACUUAACUGGACCGAGCUCACCUCGCUCGACAUUCGUUCUAACCAGUUCGAAGGUAUGCUCCCAUGUAACAUGAGUACACUCACCAAACUGGAGGAUUUUGAGAUCAACGAAAAUCUGUUUUCGGGAUCAAUUCCUUCAUCUCUCUUCAUGAUACCUUCGUUGAUCCAACUUGACCUAGGAAGAAACGACUUCAGUGGUCCUCUUGAGAUUGGAAAUAUCUCUUUUGCAUCUAAACUUAAAGUCUUAUUCCUUGGAGAAAACAAUUUCAAUGGACCAAUCCCGGGAUCUAUAUCGAAACUAGUCAAUCUUUCUUAUCUUGACCUCUCUUUAUGGAACAGAGGGAGGGGCAUUGUCGAUUUCAGUAUCUUCUUGCGUCUCAAGUCACUUACGUUCCUUGACCUAUCUUAUAUUAACACAAGAAGCAUGGUUGACACGAGUGUUUUCUCACAUCUUCUCAUGUCACUUGAUUAUUUGGAUCUUUCAGGGAUUAAUCUGAAGAUCAAUUCAACUCUGCAUAUUUCCUCAUCCAUAUCCACCUUGAGUUUAUCUUCCUGCAAUAUUGUUGAGUUUCCCAAUGGUUUUGGAGGAUCAGCGAGUGUUAUUCAAAGAAGUGAACUACAAAUGCUUGAUAUAAGUUCAAACACAUUCCAUGAUCUUCCUUUGUUACCAAACUCUACAAAGUUCUUUUUCGGCUCUGCUAAUCAGUUUUCAGGAGAGAUUCCUAGGGCAGUGUGCAAAUUGGUUUCUCUUGACACACUUGUUUUAUCCAACAACAACUUCAGCGGUUCGAUUCCACGGUGUUUUAAAUACUUCACUCGUAUUUCAGUCCUGCAUCUUCAGAAUAACACCCUUUCUGGUAUUCUUGCAGAGGGAUCUAUCAGUGAUUACUUGAGAUCACUUAAUGUUGGUCACAACAAGUUAUCAGGAGAUCUUCCCAAGUCUCUUGUCAAUUGUACUGAACUCGAGUUUCUGAACGUGGAAAACAACAGAAUCAGUGACACAUUUCCAUUCUGGUUGGGAUCGUUGCCCGAUUUACAGAUUCUUGUCCUUCGUUCUAACGAAUUCUAUGGACCAAUAUCUUCUCCUGGAGAUUCUUUGAGUUUCCCUAAGCUGCGACUCUUUGACAUUUCAGAUAACCGCUUCACUGGAGUCUUGCCAUCAGAUUACUUUGCGCUUUGGAGUGCAAUGUCAUUGGUCGUGGACAUUGUAGAAUAUCAUACGCAGAUCAAGUAUUUAAAACAGUUAGUCAUUAUCGAUGAUAUGCCGAGUAGGUAUGCGGAACGUAACGCUGGAAACUAUCAUAACUCAGUGACUAUGACGGCCAAAGGAUUGAAGAUGGUUCUAGUUGGGAGUGGUUUCACAAUCUUCAAAACCAUCGAUGUCCCUGGAAUCAGAUAUGAAGGAGAGGUCCCUGAAUCCAUCGGUUUACUCAAGGAACUGAUUGUGCUCAACAUGUCAAACAACGCUUUCGUAGGCCGUAUCCCACCAUCUCUGUCGAACUUGACCAAUCUUGAAUCAUUAGAUCUAUCUCAAAACAAAUUAUCCGGCAGAAUCCCACCAGAACUAGGGACACUCACGUUUCUAGAGCGGAUGAACUUCUCUUACAACAGGCUUGAAGGUGCAAUACCACAAGGCACUCAGUUUCAAAGCCAGAAUAGUUCUUCAUUCGCAGAGAAUCCCAGACUUUGCGGUCUUCUUCUCCAAAAAACCUGCAGCAGAGAAGAAGCAACAAAGCAAGAUGAUGAUGAUGAAAAGGAAGAAGACGGUAUUGAGCUGGACAGCAGCAGCUAUAGGCUAUGUACCUGGUGUUGUGUGUGGUGUCACCAUAGGCCACAUUCUAAUUUCAUGUACUGGUUCAUGAGAAUCUUUCACUCUUUUACUUAA